AUGCCGCAAAUCAAUUGUCGCAACAGAGACUGUCGAGGAUUGGGGUCGCAAUCUGGAGCCGACGCUCCUCUUGCCACCAUGGAGGCAAAACUGCGAGUGAAGAAGCCUCCUGCUUGCGACCGGUGUAAAGCACGUCGAGUCCUGUGCCAUCCUGAGCGACCGUGUCCAAGAUGCGAACAAAGAAACGAGAUCUGUGUUACAACCCCUACCGUUCGUGGACGACCGAGGAAACAUCCAGUUGAAUUGCCGCCAACUUUCGACACUCGCUUAAUUCUCGCUCAAAACUCUGAACAUUGCUUCGAAGGACUCAAAUUCAAUGCACAGUACAACCACCCUUUGGUUGGAGCAACAACUAUCAAGGCGGAUAUACGAACGGCGGAAUAUCGACUCGAGCUCCUCCCCCCACCUCAGAAAGUGCUCGCUCUAUGCAUAGUUUGCGCCAUCUCUCUCACUUCCUUUCACCCAUCCAUCCUGGGCCCUGAAUAUACUGGUGUCCGCCCGCUAUCCUUUGAUCAUUUGCCUGAAUUCCUCCAUUCUACGCCACACGAGGGUUUAUUGUCUUGUGGCGUGCGGCGAGCCCCAAUAUUCUUCGCUCUCCGCAAUGAGGCUCUGAAAGCUGCUUGGGAGUAUCACGUGCCACUGCAGCCCUCGCCAGAGAAUGCGGUAUCCUGUUAUCUGCUUGAUCUCAUGGAACAAGUUGAUUUCAAUGGUGUAUCCAGACCAUGGGCAACAGCGUAUAUGUCACAUCUGCGCGUAUUAGCCAGCAGCAUCAACUCCUCCAUCCACACUCCCAUCAGUGCUGGAUUGUGGUCAGCAUUUUUCACAGUGGACGCGUUACACUCUGCAACAACAAGGACGCCUAUGCUCGUCACAGUAAAAGAUCAAUUUUUGCUAUGCGGGCCAGAACCGCCCUCUCUUAACGCCCUCCUGUCCUCGGUUGAAAAGCCCAGCUUAUCUCAAGACUUUGGGGCCCUUGGACCGUUCGUGCAGCCCAUCUUACUCCAUGUCACGAAUUUGGCCCGCGAACUGCUUGAGAAAAUGACCGGAGAUUUCGCACGGUUGGAGCCGAUUUCCGAAAGCAUUGUCAUACAAUUCAUCUCCUCACUUUCCACGAUGCACAACAUCAUUUCGCACAUUUUUGAGCGUGCUGAACCGAUGAUUACGCCCUCCUUCGAAUGUCCAUCCGUUACAGUUAUCUCCGAGAACUCUGGUCUCGAGCUCCUCGUUCGAGUUUCACUGUUCUCGCUUGUCCAUGGUUUUACCGGGCUCGUGCUUCCAUUUCUUCGGGAACUAGAAUAUCGCGAGACUGCCGUGUCCUACAUCGGAUUAGUAGACUCCGGUACACGCGCCAGACUGGCACUUCUGCGCACUCAGACGCGCAGGUUGGCGUGGGAUGCAGCAAGUCAGGUGGUGAAAGCAUUAAAGCUGCUACCGCCAGUUCAUAACACGCCCAUGCAAUUCCUUUGGAUCUACUCAUGGGCCGUAUUCUGCUUGGAAGACGUCGAAGAGGCUGUGACUAAGGAAGAACCAAUUUCGGCCGAGAUGGCUUGGAUCUUGGAAGCGCUUUCGGAAGAGCUCAAGGUUCUCGGAUAUUCGGUCCGUGCAGUGGUUACCACUGUCGCCAACUCGUCUGUCACCAAUGUCAUCGAGCGUCUGGAUAGUCAUGUUGGGAGCCUGCGUGCCAAACUCGCCAACAACUUUGGCAUAGUCGAGCUUCCGCCCACAGAGCAAGAAGCGGAGGCUUGGCUGGCUGAUAUUGACGCCACUAUCCUGCAGGCCGCAGAGUCGGAAAUCAGGCCGAUCUACGAUAUCGACUUGAGUCUUAGCCCAUUUGUGCAGUAUGGAUUUCACUCUUAG
Molecule: messenger RNA, 1857 nt
Organism: Mycena indigotica
Lineage: Eukaryota; Fungi; Basidiomycota; Agaricomycetes; Agaricales; Mycenaceae
Product: Zn(2)-C6 fungal-type domain-containing protein
Exons: 11
Coding region: 1-1857 (618 amino acids)
Biological process (GO): regulation of DNA-templated transcription
Molecular function (GO): zinc ion binding; DNA-binding transcription factor activity, RNA polymerase II-specific
Source: RefSeq, a predicted model, not a curated record